Molecule: messenger RNA, 2335 nt
Organism: Erinaceus europaeus (western European hedgehog)
Lineage: Eukaryota; Metazoa; Chordata; Mammalia; Eulipotyphla; Erinaceidae
Gene: SLC3A1
Product: solute carrier family 3 member 1
Exons: 10
Coding region: 110-2137 (675 amino acids)
Biological process (GO): carbohydrate metabolic process; amino acid transport
Source: RefSeq, a predicted model, not a curated record
CCACUGCAGGAGGACCCAGGAGGACCAGGCAGCCAUCUGUCCCCAGGCCACUUACAGGAGGACUGGGGGGUUAUCUGCCCCACAUCCUUGAACCACAAGGGAAGCCAGCAUGGCGGAGGACGAGGGGAGGGGUGGCAGCCUGGCCCUGCGCCCCAAAGGGGGCUACACCAACAAUGGCUUCGUGCAGAGUGAGGACUCCCCAUCAACUGUGGCUCCUGCAGACUGCAGCCUUCCAGUACUGGCCCCCCCAGCAGCUUUGGACCUGGGCCAGCCCUAUGCGGGCAUGCCCAAGGAGGUGCUGCUACAAUUCUCGGGCCGCACCUGCUAUCGGCUGCCUCGUGAGCUGCUCUUCUGGCUGACUGUCGCCUCUGUGCUGGCACUGACUGCUGCCACUGCGGCCACUAUCGUCCUGUCCCCUAGAUGCCUGGACUGGUGGCAGGAUGGGCCCAUGUACCAGAUCUACCCCCGCUCCUUCAGGGACAGCGACGGUGAUGGCGAUGGGGACCUGCCGGGUGUCCUGGAGAAGCUGGACUAUCUGGCCUCGCUGCAUGUGAAGACACUGUGGCUCACCUCCUUCUACAAAUCCCCUCUGAAAGACUUCCGCCAUGGCGUGGAGGACUUCCGAGAGGUCGACCCCAUGUUUGGGACAAUGAGAGACUUCGAGGACCUGGUGGCAGCAGUGCAUGACAGAGGCCUGAAGCUCAUCAUGGACUUCAUCCCCAACCACACCAGUGACAGGCACGCGUGGUUCCAGCUGAGCCGGAACCGCACCGGCAAGUACAGCAGCUACUAUAUCUGGCACAACUGCACCCAGGAUGGUGGCACUGUGCCCCCCAACAACUGGUUAAGUGUGUACGGUAACUCCAGCUGGCACUUUGACCCAGUGCGGAACCAGUGCUACUUUCACCAGUUCACAAGCCAGCAGCCCGACCUGAACUUCCGCAGUCCCCAUGUGCAGGAGGAGAUGAGUGACAUCCUCAGGUUCUGGCUCUCCAAAGGUGUGGACGGCUUCAGCCUCAACAGUGUGAAGUUUCUUCUGGAGGCCCAGCAUCUGCGUGACGAGCCCCAGGUGUACAGGAACCAAUCACCGGACACAGUGACCCAGUACUCCGAGUUGUACCACGACUUCACCACCACACAGGUGGGCUUGCAUGAUCUGGUACGUAGCUUUCGGCAGACACUGGACCAGCAGAGCCGAGAGCCUGGCCGCUACAGGUUCCUGGGGACAGAAGCCUCUGGAGAGAGUGUGGACAGUACCAUGAUGUACUAUGGACAACCAUUUGUGCAGGAAGCUGACUUCCCCUUCAACAGCCUGCUCAGCUCCCUGGACACACCCUCUGGGGGACAGGUGUCGCAUGCCAUCAUGACCUGGCUGCAGAACAUGCCAGAAGGAAAGUGGCCCAACUGGAUGACUGGCAGUCCUGAGCAGGCCCGGAUCAGCUCCCGCCUGGGGAAGGAGUACGUCAACCUUAUGAACCUGCUGGUCUUCACGCUCCCUGGGACCCCGAUCACCUACUAUGGGGAGGAGAUCGGGAUGGGGGACACUGAGGCCAUCAGCCUCAACGAGACCUAUGAUAAGAGCACUCUCUUUGCCAAGGCCCCCAUGCAGUGGGACAACAGCUCCAAUGCUGGCUUCUCAGGGGGUGUCCAGGCCUGGCUGCCCCCUGCUGACGACUACCUGACUGUCAAUGUGGAUGCACAGAAGAUGCAGCCAGGCUCAGCACUGCGCUUCUAUCAGGAGCUGGGCCAACUGCGGGCAGGUGAGCUGCUCCUCAGCAGGGGCUGGUUCUGCCCAGUGGUGGCCCAGGGCCCCUCGGUGGCGUUUGUGCGUGAGCUGCCUGGCAUGGACAGGGCCCUCCUCGUGGUCGGGCACUUCGGGGAGCCCACAACACUCAACCUGCAGGCCCUGGUGCCUGGCCUGCCAGCUCACGUGCGUGUGAGACUCAGUACCAGCCCUGCUAUGCAGGGCCAGAAGGUUGACACGGCUGCCAUCCCACUGACCCUAGGGGUGGGGCUCCUUCUGGACUACGCCACCAGCACUCUCUUGCACCGGGAUCCAGCCCUCAGCCACAGCUGCUUCAUGGCCAGCCAUGCCUGCUACUCCCCCAUGCUGGGCAUUCUACAUCGAUCCUGUUAGGGUGCUGCCCAGCUAGGUGCUGCAACUGCUAGGGUGCUCUGUACUGCUCCAUCCAGCUAGGGUGCUACUCCUGCACCCCUAAGCACUUUUCCUGCUAGGGGCCACACCACUAUUGCCAGAGUCCCUGUGACACCACACCCUGUAUUGCCUCUAGGAGGUCCCCGUGACACUAGGCCCUGUGCCCCUCCCCACAGCAUC